Molecule: messenger RNA, 2520 nt
Organism: Gregarina niphandrodes
Lineage: Eukaryota; Apicomplexa; Conoidasida; Eugregarinorida; Gregarinidae
Product: putative transmembrane protein
Exons: 2
Coding region: 1-2520 (839 amino acids)
Source: RefSeq, a predicted model, not a curated record
AUGGUUGGUUACCACGUUUGUGUAGCGUUUAUGGCUUUCUUGACAUCGCAAUUGGCGUUGCCAUUUGCCCGGGCAUACAUUCUUCGUUCUGAUUACUUUUUGAGCGCUUGGCGCGCACAACUGGUGAUCGAACCAAGUGAAGAGUCCCCGAUGGCCACCGGACCUGGGCUACUCACCCAUAGUGGCAGUGCUCUGCGCCAAACGUCAUCUUCUCUCAAGGGCAAUGGCGGAUCCUUCCGAAGCUACUCAACCUUCACUUCCCCGAAACGUGGACUGUCAAUGAGAAGCAGGUCUCAAUAUGCCACCAUCAAAACCAGCAUUUCCAGGAUCAGUACCAACGUGUCUUCCGUCACAAUCAAGGCAUGCCCCUUCGAUUGCGAGGGAAGAAACUACUGGUGGCGGAAGAAGCUCUGGUCAUUCUGGCGAAUUAUCAGAUUACGACCUCCGAUCUGCUUCUGUCCCCAGGCUAGCUACCUCCCCCCGAACACCAUCAAGACUCUUUGCUGCGCGUAUUGCUGUAUUUACGUAGGUCAGGUUGAUGAUUUACUAAGACCACACGGUCUAGGCGUGUGGGUCCAAGGAUGGGGAGAAGAGUUCGGCGAAAGCUUGAAUGGCGCCUGGGAAUUCGGGAGACCUAUUGCCCCCUUUGCGUCCCGCCAAAACACCUGCGGCAGUGGCUUCACUGCGCUAAGACUCGGGUGGAUGCGGUUCGACUUUGUUUCAUCUGACUCUCGCCAGCAGGUCUAUGGGGGCAACACCGGGAAUCGAACCAGUGAUGAGGCGCUCAUCCCAGACAACUACGAAUUCGGCUUACUGGACGUAGAAUGCUCCAUAUUCGGCAAGUUCUUCAGGAAGUUUCCCAAAUUCAUCUACUGGAAAUGUCCCCUAAACAAGACUGAAACACUCUCCAGACCCGCUCUAGGUCUGAAUAACCGACUCAGCUCUUUUUCCUGGCUAGAGCUGGAGAGACUAAGGAGCCGGAGUAAAAAAAAGCGGACGGGGAUCGUGAGCAAGGCGACAACAGUCCACAAUACGCCAAUUCCCAUUGAGUAUCCCCCGUGCCUGGACGAUGAGGUAUCGUGUUCCAAUGACAAUGUAUUUAGUGUCAAUGAAUCGAGCGUUCCGGAGAGAGGUUCUUCGGGGUCUUCUUCUGGUCUUUCAGUAUUAGAAAACGAACUGCAAGGGACCAAAGACAUUUACGGGAGUGACGAAACGGAGCAGACAAGAAGUAUGUGUUCUAAAGGGUUGGAAUGGGUCGUUGAGAGGAUGCUCCCUUACCAUAUACCGCCUUCGCCUUUGGAAGACACGGAUAUAAACUCGAACAGGAGCGUAACGGUGAAGCUCGAUUGCGAAGACAAACUCGUGCCCCAGGGGUGGCGCAGGAAUAGUGAACCGGAGGCAGACGGACGUGGUUUGACAAUGGAGCCACGGGACUGCCGUAAACGAGUUCGUCUAGUUGAUUUCGAGGACGAAGCGGCGUGGCCCCAGGACUACCGAACUACCGUCAUGGACUCACCUCGACCAGCCCUGGGAACCGAAAUAGGAAUCCGAGGGUGGACUAGAGGGAGUGGUCCAGACUUUGAAGGCGACACUCUGGAAGCUAUGGUCUUCAUUCAUGGUUACAAAACGCCCCUCCACGAAGCACCCUUGCUCCUGGGACAACUAAUUGCGCUAGGCGGGUUCCCCAAUAAGAUCAAGCCUUUCAUGUUUCUCUGGCCCGCAGGUACCGAGGUAUGGCACUACUACCAAGCCCGCCGGGCCUCCCACCAUUACUUGUGCCAAAGAGCCUUGAUUAUGUUCCUCAAAAGCCUUGCUAACAAUCGCGUAAAAAAUGUACAUAUACUAGCACACUCCAUGGGGUCCAGACUGUUCUUGAACAGCCUCAAAUAUGCUAAUAAAGAAAAGUUGUUUAUCGAGAACUAUGCAAAGAAUGAGAGCAUCGACGACUCCUCCACUUCGAGCCCUCGGUUGAAUCUGCUGAAUUUGGUGUUCCUACACCCGGAACAUUACUUGGAUGACUUUGUGUUGGGUGGCGGAUAUGAGGCGACUCAGCGGAUUGCGAGUCAGACGACAGUGUAUACGCAUGCAAGUGAUGAGGCUCUGGCGAGUGCAGAGUUAUUGAGCCGUGGACGGCGCUGUAUGGGUAAGCACCCUUUUGGCUAUGUGCGGGUUCAGCGACCGCAGGUUCCGAGAUCGCCGAUGGAGACACGUUCUACGACCAGCGUCACCGACGGCCCGACGCAAUUGGCGACCGACGUACCACCUGCCGAGCUGGCCGCCGAUGCCGAGUACGAAUGGCUAGACCUAGACGUCAUAGACUGCACCUACCUCGACGCAAAUGUGCACGGACUACGACACUGCUUCUUCAACAUCAAUGGCAGUGUCGUAGGCGACAUCCGCGAAUUACUUACGCAACGCAAUCGAGCAGCCGCCAGACAUAACACUCUCGAAAAACGAGAUGGGAACGUCUAUACCUUCCGCACACCACCCGUCGAACUCAACUCCAUCUUCGGUAUGUGA